GGUGACGGUGACACAGCCAGGGUGAGCGCUCGGGUCUUAUCCCAGGGAUGUCACAGCAUCGUGGGAAGAACUCAAGAAGCACAAGUCUGGAUCUGACCUCCUCAGAGGACGCGAGGACCAGAGACCAGGUGGAGACCAGGAAAGGACAGAGGGACGGAAGGGACCAGAACAUGCCGGAAUGAUCCAGGAGGAGCAGGGCAGGGAGCUCUGAACCCAGGGCCUCAGGCUGGGACACUGUUUGGUGACACUAAGCCUCACGCAGAGCAGAGGGGAGUGAGCCGUGGGGCCUAGGCAGAGAAGCCGGCUCAGAGACGUCUCUGUUCCUCCUGCUGUGCCGCCCGGGGCCAGGCCCCAACCCCUCCUGCAGAACCCGAGGCUCAUGGACACCACCGAAGACCACCGGUGCCCUCGGCUCCUCCCUGUGCCUGGACUCCCUCACCCCCGGCCCAGGCCAGGGAGUCCAAGGAGGCCAGCAUUUCCACAGCCCUUCCAAGGGGCUGGGCCUGGGUUCUCCUUGCGACAGAACCCAGUCUCUCUUAAGGAGGAACCUGACCUGGCUCAGAUUCUCACCAGCAAGGGGGCUUUGGGCAAGCCGCCGGCCUCAGCGCUAAACUGGAGGGGCAAAGAUCACCUACGUUCAGAGGCCAAGAGUCUGGGCUUCCAAACCUCUUAAGCAAAUUAAAAGAACAGAUGUAUAACCUCCAGUAGACGGGGUUUUGUGAUUUCAGCCUUUACUGGCGCAACUGUCCUCAUUUGACCAGUGAGAAAACAGAGUCCAGAGAGGUAAAGUGACUCACCAAGGACACACAGCAAGGCCGUGCAGGGGUAGAGCCUGCAGGCCCCGGAUGUGUGCAUCUUCCUCUUCCCCCACACAGGGCUAACCCACAGGGGAGCUUACUCUAGUGACUCAGGUCUGAUCUGCCCCGAACCCCUCUCAUUCCUCUAUUUCUUACAAACGAGAAAACUGAGGCUCAGGGGACCUAACUCUCUGGCCCGCGGUCACCCAGCCUUCUGCACGGGAGCUGGGGAGCUCACACUCUUCCUGUUCCUAUUCUGGAAUGCAGCCUCCCAAAUCCCCAGCCAGGGCUCCGAGGCUAGGCUUGUCUGUCCCACCCGGUCCCAGGCCUGGGCUGAUUAACAGCAGCUAAACUCCGGGCAGCCCGGGCAUCACCCACACGCCCCAGGCACCCCCAGGGCGCCCGGGUGCAGGAAGCUGCAGAUGCCCUGGCCCCGCGGUGCCCAGCCACUCCUGCUCCAUGCUCUAGCAAGGAGGGAGGACAGCUCUGGGCGGUUGGCAGAGCAGCAGGCUCCGGCUGAUGGAGAGAUUACUCCUAAGCCCUCCCUCCCCCCGCAGGACCAUGCUGGCCGUCCCCGUGGACCUGGAGAGUCCGCGGCUGAGGCAGGACAACAAGCCCAGCUCCUCAGCGCGACCUCAGACCCUCACCUCUCAGGAGGGGGGCUUCGGGGGUCCUUCUAACAUCCCCCCGGGGCUCUUCUGCAGCUGCAGGAGAGAGAGCACAAUGAAUGAACUUCCGGCUCCUGGGAGGGGAGAGGGGAGAGACUAACUCUGCCGGGAACCGCUGGGGUUGGAAUUUUCUUCUCCCUUCGUCCCCACCACAAACCGUCCCUCUCCUGGCCACUGGGCUGUGGGCUCUCCUUGCCUGGCAGAGAAGCCGCUGCAAAUGAGCUCCGUGAGGCAAGAGGGCUGUGCUCCUUCCCCUGGUCCUACGCUGUGAGCAAAGUGACACAUGCAGCAGAGCAGGCUGCCUUGGGGCCAGCCAGUGUGGACUACACCAGCGUGAGUCACUCUGCACCAUCCACCAGAGUCCAGCCUGCUCUGAACUGAGAGGAACUUUUAUUUCCAUCAGCUGCUGACUGCUCCUCCUGACUGCGGUGUGUCUGCAAAUGUGCUCCCACUGCUCCCGGGCAGGGACAUCUCCGGCCAUGCCUGUGCCUUCGGGAGAUGGGGUCCUGGGCCUCGGACACCCUCACGGUGGCUCCUACAGCCCCCUGAGCCAGCUCCUGCCGGGCCCCCUGGAGACUCGGUCCGCCAAGGGCCUGUACUACCGCAGGGCCCGGAGGCUGGGCGCGCUGGAGGCCCCCCCGGAGGCGGACCUCAAGAAGGAAGUCCUGGUCAACGUCGGGGGCCACCGGUUCCUGCUGCCCUGGAGCACGCUGGACGCGUUCCCGCUGAGCCGCCUGAGCCAGCUCCGGCUCUGCCGCAGCCGCGAGGAGAUCGGGCAGCUGUGCGACGACUUCGACGAGGACACCCAGGAGUUCUUCUUCGACAGGAGCCCCAGCGCCUUCGCGGUGAUCGCGAGCUUCCUGGCGGCCGGGAAGCUGGUGCUCCUGCAGGACACGUGCGCGCUGUCCUUCCGGGAGGAGCUGGCCUACUGGGGCAUCGCGGAGGGCAGCCUGGAGCGCUGCUGCCUGCGCAGGCUGCUCGGGAGGCUGGAGGAGGCGGCCGAGCUGCGCCGCGAGGAGGCCCUGCAGCGGCAGCGCGAGGCCGGCCACCCCGCGGGGCGCAGCUCGCGCUGGGGGCUGUGCAUGAGGCAGCUGGGCGACAUGGUGGAGAACCCGCGCUCCGGGCUGCCGGGCAAGGUCUUCGCCUGCCUCUCCGUCCUCUUCGUGGCCACCACGGCCGUCAGCCUGUGCGUCAGCACCAUGCCCGACCUCAGGGCCGAGGAGGACAAGGGCGAAUGUUCUCACAAAUGCUACUACAUCUUCGUGGUGGAGACCAUCUGCGUGGCCUGGUUCUCCCUGGAGUUCUGCCUGAGGUUCGUCCAGGCCCGGAACAAGUGCCAGUUCUUCCAGGGGCCGCUGAACAUCAUCGACAUCCUAGCCAUCUCCCCGUACUACGUGUCGCUGGCGGUGUCCGAGGAACCCCCGGAGGACGGCGAGAGGCCGCCGAGCAGCAGCUCCUACCUGGAGAAGGUGGGGCUGGUGCUGCGCGUGCUGCGGGCGCUGCGCAUCCUCUACGUGAUGCGCCUGGCGCGCCACUCGCUGGGGCUGCAGACGCUGGGCCUCACAGUGCAGCGCUGUGCGCGGGAGUUCGGGCUGCUGCUCCUCUUCCUGGCCGUGGCGGUCACCCUCUUCUCCCCUCUGGUCUACUUGGCGGAGAAUGAGUCCGGCCGGGUCCUGGAGUUCACCAGCAUUCCUGCUUCCUAUUGGUGGGCCAUCAUCUCCAUGACAACGGUGGGCUACGGGGACAUGGUGCCCCGCAGCGUGCCAGGCCAGAUGGUGGCCCUCAGCAGCAUCCUGAGCGGGAUCCUCAUCAUGGCCUUCCCGGCCACGUCCAUCUUCCACACCUUCUCCCACUCCUACCUGGAGCUCAAGAAGGAGCAGGAUCGGCUGCAGGCCCGCCUCCGCCGCCUCCAACGCACCAACUCUGACAGCGAACAUGAGCUCCUCGCCGACGUGGACGACCUGAUGCUGGAGGGCCCCGCCUUGCCGGUCCCCCAAGUGUAGCUCAGAAUCCCUCCUGAAUGCACCCUGUAGCUCCAGCCCGUCCCUCUCGCUGAACCAAGCUCCAGAACCCUGGGGUAGACCAACUGGCCGCAGGUCUCCAGAGCUCCAGAGAGCCUCCCAAAGCAAGGAGGCUGCCCGGCCAAAGAUGUCUGUCGCUGUGAUCUUUGGCGCUCAUGGCCUCCAGAUCCAGGCCAGCCUUCCCCAGCCACCUGCCUCCUCCCCUCCUGCCCAUCUGCUGAGCACAGCCCAUCCUCCUGAGCCGGGCCCAUCUCCCUGCCUUCUCUCUUCUCCCCAGCAGCCUGCAGCAUCCCACUCUGGGACCUGAUGCCCACAGAACUGGUUAAAUGACGAGCCUGCAGAAUCCCACUCUUCCCUAGGACCUGCUUUCUUGGGCCACAUCACCACGGGGAAACCCUUCCGCUAGACCCCCGCCCAGCUCCACGUGCUCCGUGGGGCACCACAUGCUCUCAACCUAACCUCCACCAGCGGAUUUCCCGAAGGGGCAGCUGCCAGCCCCCUGUUCUGGAAGCUCUGUGCCAAGAAGGCAGAACUGGCUGGUGUGGGGUGCAUGGCCUCAGGCCUGCCAUCCUCUGGCCAACCUGGGACCUGGGCGCAGCAGCACUUGCCAGCAGGGCACAGAAAGCUCUCCUUGGCUGGCCAGGCUCUUGGUGGGACAUUCUGCAGCCACCCAGCCCUUGGCCUUGACAGAGGCCGACUCUCCCGGGGCUCUGUGAUGUCUGCUGCUGGUUCCUCCAGCCCUGCAGGGACCUCAGCUCUCCAAGCUCAGCCAAGACACACGGACACAGAGCCGCUGCCAGGGUCUACCCCAGCUGGCUCCUGGACCAGGCCACGGGACGGACAUUCUGUUUAUAUCUAGAUGUGCGUAUUCCUCUGUUGGUUUAUGGGCAGAUUAACCCUUGGCACCCAGGAGAGAAGCCAGGCUGAGGGCCACAGUGCUGGGGAUGAGGCAAGGGGUCCUGAGAUCCACAGAGAAGACAAGGACCUCUUGAGCAGUGGACGCCUAAAGGCCUAGAGGCCCAGAGGCCCAGAUGGGCUGAAUGCUUAGGGGCAUUUGGGGGAAAAGUGGGUUGAGAUGAGAGGAUGCAGACCCGCGGAGCUUUGUAGAGGUGGUGUGGACAGACGGUGGGUGAGGACGAUAACAAUGGUCGAGAGGAUGUGAGACCAGACUGAAUGGGGGUGAUUGAGCAGAGAAGCAGGACCUGCAGGGGACCUCCUCCGUGGAACUCACCAUACAAGGUCGAGUCACAUCUGGAGUCUCUCUCGUCUUUUGUCUCUCAGCAGAGCACACCUAGAAGAUGUCCCAAUGGCACUCCCCAGGAGUGACAGGGCCCUGCACUGUUGGUCUCUGUUGGCUGAAUGUCCACUGGGAAAGUACAUGGGACACAGAUGAGUCUGGGCCGGGGAGCGGGACCUGCGGGUACAGCAUGGCCUCACAGGGGGUGGUCGGCACGUCAUCGCUGAUGAUAGGUCCCUUGCUGUUCGCUCCUUCCACUGGUGUUUAGGCCUCUCUGUGCCAGGCCCAGGUUGCCCUACUACGACACACGGCCGACGGCUCUGGCGCGGAGCACCAGCACCGAGCCUGAAGUGAGCUUUGGCCUUGCAAGGAACCCUCGACUCCUUCGACUCCUCAGAUGUCCUCCCGGCGGUGCAGGCCCAUGUCCCCAUCCCUUUACCCCUCAGCAGUCAGCGGGUCAUCAAGCUGACAUUUCUCCAAGUAAGCUCGUUGCAAGGUGACACAGUGGCCACCGCACAAGGAAAGUCUCUACAAUUCCUACUUCUCACAGGCCACUCUGCUCUGGGAAAUGGCUGGCGAAGUCUCACAGGCAUUGGGUCAAGUUCUGGGGACCCUUGAACAAUAGCCAUGAGUCUUUUGCCCCAGGCUAAACUUUUUUGUGACUACUCUUGGGCAAAAUUUUAAAAAGACGAAGGCUCCGACUUACUCUCUUCCGGGGGCUGGACCACUCGGUGCCUCCUGAGGCCUGGACUUCUCACUCCCUCCGUGACUUUGGGCAGCCCUCUUUCUCUUGCGAUCAACGGCAGAUCAGGGUAGAUCCUGACCUGGGGUGUUCUGACUAGAGUUCCACAGACUCCCUUCAGGGCCUCGUGGCAGAGAAGAUCAGCCAAGCGGGCAGAGCUCUGCCAGCCAGGGCACCACCCUGGCAACCGGUGAUGUUUAGAAUCAUGCAAGAAUCUCUAGACACCUUCUCCCCCCCAGGCAGUGCCUGCCCACAUCCCCUUGAGCUGAGGGGAGGCUCAGCCCUGGGACCAGAGCAGAAUCCUCAAUAGACACUAGAAGACCUGGGGUCCUUGAAAGCCCCCACAUCUGCCCCAUCUCCUGACUGAGGACAUGUCUGUGCCGGGUGUCUGCUGCGGUGACUCCUAACUGCAGCUCUGCUCACCACUGUGACUGGCUCCCACCUAGAGGUCUCCACGGUCCUUUGUCCCACCUACCAUACCAGGCCUCUCCACAGAAUGUGCCAAGGCUAAAGGAAAAGUUGAAGACCAAGAUUAGAUGAGCCACCAUCAACGCCGUGAGGUUCUAAAGUGACUGCACACAGGCCUGGGGGAAAUUCUCUACUAAAUUUGAGAUGGUAAAUUGCAAUCAGUGGCUUGCAUGUGGGGCUUAAUUAAAGCUCUAUUUUUUUCUGCUGCU
Marmota flaviventris (yellow-bellied marmot) is the source of this 6142-nucleotide messenger RNA. Lineage: Eukaryota; Metazoa; Chordata; Mammalia; Rodentia; Sciuridae. The record is from RefSeq and is a predicted model, not a curated record.